This is a messenger RNA of Geodia barretti, 513 nucleotides long. The record is from the annotation of a GenBank genome assembly. Lineage: Eukaryota; Metazoa; Porifera; Demospongiae; Tetractinellida; Geodiidae.
AUGUCCCAGGAGUCCCAGAUGCGCGUCAAGGAGAGCGUUCCGGAAUGGUACGACGACACAGGAAAGCGUGUUACGCGUAUGCCCGACGCCAUUCAUCUCGCGGCAAGCGGCAUAGUCGUUAAUGAGAAGGGCGAGAUACUGCUUCAAAAGCGCGCCGAUAACGGUCAGUGGGGACUGCCUUCCGGAUAUGUUGACAUUGGUGAAUCGGUGGAGCAUGGGUGCAUCCGCGAAAUCUGGGAAGAGACCGGAAUCCACACGCAGGUAAAGCGACUCGUUGGAAUUUAUUCAGAUCCCCAACACAAUGUCAUCGCUGCCUACCCUGAUGGCAGUCUAAUACAAUUCGCAAUAGUGGUAUUCGAGUGUGAGUACCUUUCUGGUCAGCUGAGAAUCUCCGACGAAAGCACCGACAUCGGAUACUUCCCACCCGACAAUCUUCCCGAUGACACGGUGCUUUGCGACUUGCUCGCUAUCAAAGACGCACUGGAAGAUCGGGAAAGGCCUUUCAUUAGAUGA